GCCGGGCACCUUGUGAGAAGACCCUGGGGAAAGAGGCGUGAGAGGACGUCAGUCCACAGGCCACGGAGCUGACGAGAAGAGACAAGAGGAGGCUCUGUGUGGAGAGACACAGAGACGCCGGUGCGCCGGGCACUGCCUCCGUGUGUGUGUGUGGUGUGUUUAUCCGCGCGCGCCUAGCGUUGCUGCCUCCUUUCCCGCCCCGUCGGUCCUGGGGGCUCGAGCCCAGUUCCCGCCGGGCAGUGUAAUUAAGCUGUUCUUGGAAACACCCUUUGGCUCCUGAGGUGGGGCUCGCCCUCGGCUGAAAGGGACGCUUUCAACUCUUCCCUCACGGCCCGCCGCGCGCCUGGGGACGGCCGGCUGUAGCCAAGCGCAAAGGCAGAGCCGAGCGGACGGACGCCCCGCGCCGCGCACGCACUUCGUGGCCAAAGUCACCAGCCUUUUUUUGAGCUUGCGGGGGCGGCGUUGGCGGCAUCCCCAUCCUCUUCUUUGGGACGUGAAGAAGAUUCUUGGACGACAAAAGAUGAAGAGUUUACUUUUUCUGGUGCUGAUUUCUUUCUGCCGGGCUGACCAUCACGCUGCCAACUUCACACUUGAGCAUGACAGAAUUAUUCACCUCCAUGAAAAUGGACCUCGCCUUCUUGUGGAAGCAGAACAGUCUAAAGUCUUCUCACACCGGGGUGGCAAUGUUACACUGCCUUGUAAAUUUUACCGUGAUCAUGCAUCAUUUGACUCAGGCACCAAUAAAAUCCGGGUCAAGUGGACCAAACUCACCUCAGAUUACCUCAAGGAAGUGGAUGUCCAUGUUGAAAUGGGAUACCACAAAAAGACCUACGGAAAUUACCAAGGAAGGGUGUUCUUAAAGAAAACUACUGAAAAUGAUGUCUCCCUUGUAAUCACAAAUAUAAUGCUGGAGGAUUAUGGAAAAUACAAGUGUGAAGUGAUAGAAGGUUUAGAAGAUGACACUGCCAUUGUAUCGCUAAAUUUAGAAGGCAUCGUAUUUCCUUACUUUCCACGGCUGGGUCGCUACAAUUUAAAUUUCUAUGAAGCUCAGCAAGCCUGUCUGGACCAAGACGCUGUUGUAGCUUCAUUUGACCAGCUCUAUGAAGCAUGGAGGUUAGGUCUGGACUGGUGCAAUGCUGGUUGGCUCAGCGAUGGAACGGUGCAGUACCCAAUCACCAAACCAAGAGAGCCUUGUGGUGGGAAGAACAUGGUGCCUGGAGUCCGGAGUUACGGCUUCUCAAAUAAAGAUCACAGCAGAUAUGAUGUCUUCUGUUUUACAUCCAGAUUUAAUGGUCGUUUUUACUACCUGAUACAUCCUGUCAAGCUGACCUACGAUGAAGCUGUGGAAGCCUGCCUCAAAGAUGGUGCACAGAUUGCCAAAGUAGGCCAAAUGUUUGCAGCCUGGAAACUCCUAGGAUAUGACCGCUGUGAUGCCGGCUGGCUGGCUGAUGGCAGCGUCCGGUAUCCCAUCUCCAGGCCAAGGAAACGCUGCAGUCCCACUGAAGCAGCAGUACGUUUUGUGGGCUUUCCAGAUAAAAAGCACAAGCUCUACGGUGUCUACUGCUUCAGGUCAUACCAGUGAAUGUAACUCUAGAGCACAAGAGUAUCUGAUCCAUCAAGAACAUGUGAAGGGUUUUGUUCCAGUCUGAACUCAUGCAAUUUACCAAAACUGUGAUAAAUCUUUUUUACUUACUGUAAAGAGUCAUUUUCAUAAAAAAACAACCCUUUAAUUUGUUUUGGUUAAUUUUUUUAAAAAAAACAACACCAUUCAACAGAUAUUUUAAAUUAAUAUAAUUUAAAGGAACCUCUAGGUAAGGAAGUGCUUGAAGUGUAACUUUUUAAGCUACAUCAUUCUGACAAAAUAUUUUUCUUCAUGAAUGGGGCAUGCAAUAGCUUGAUGAUUGCUAAGACUAACUUAAGAAUGUAAAGCUACUCAAAGCAAAAACCUUGUUUCCAAGGAUAAUAGUUUACAUACUUGCAUCUUGUUAAAAUGGACCAGAGAAUAAUGGCUGAGAUCUCCAGAUCUGAGCUAUAUUGAUUUUUUUAAAACUGCCAAUUCCUUGUCAUUUUGUAAGCAGUUAAAAACAAAGUUAUGAAGGCAGUUUAAAACAACAGUGUGUUAUAGUUUACAACAUGAGAAUCAUUUCACUAUUUAAAAUCAUGCCUUUCAGCAAAACCUGCUCAGUAAUCUCAUAACAUUCCAACAAGCAUCAUCAAAUCUUCCAAGUAUCAUUCCUGGUUUUAUUGUGUAUGCAGUAGGAUGUGUGUAUGAAUUAUUAAAGCGUGGACCCUACUUUCUUUGAGUUCUUUAAUUCAAACUAACUAUGCCUGAAAUGUAUUGCAUUACUUUGAGUAGCUUUAUGGAGGUGUUUUGAGUCUUGUUUUUUUUAAUAAUUCCUAAAGGCCAUUUUGCUAAGCAGCAUUUAGCAUCUACUCAGGGCAGUUAUAUAUAGAGGAACUGCUGGACAGAAACACACAAAUGUAUUAAGUAUAGCAGCUUGAUUUCAUGAUAGCUUUUAAAAUACUAUUGUCUUUAUAAAUGAAACAUUUAAAUAUUUAAUAUUUCUUUCUUAGUUAUUCAUGUGAGAGAUAAAUGUCUGAUGAAUCUUGAAACAUAUUAUCUACUCUGUGAUUAAAAGUGACCCUAUUUAGGAAAGGGUGAAAUAUCGCUGUAUUCACUGCCCCUAAUCCAGUGAUCCAGAUACACUCCCAUUUUCACUCACUCUUCAUUUCCCAUUCAUUUUAAUGGAGACAGCAUCUCCAUGCAUACAUCCCUUUGUGCCUAUAGAUUUUCCUCUCUCCUCUAAUGAAUGAGGAAGCUCUUGUAAACAAAGGAGCUCUUUGCAUAUACUAGUUCCAUGCCCAAAAGCAUUCUCCACAUCUGGAAGAGGAUGAUCAGCAGCACCAACUAUCUUGACUCUUUGACUGUUGGAAUUCUGGAAUAUUUUCCCCAAGUUGUGAGCUGUAAUAUACAACAAUUCAGAGUCCUGCACAGUAAAAAAAAUACCUUUUAUAUGAUAUUCUGGAUGGUAAAUAAAAAGAGUAAUAUAUGGUGACAUAAUGAACAGAGCUACUUUGAUAUCUCAAAAAUAGUUCUGAGUAAGUCUUGUUUAAAUUAAUUGAAGAAAUCAGUCAUGAAGAAUUUUUUCUCAUGCAACAUGAUUUU
Molecule: messenger RNA, 3166 nt
Organism: Pogona vitticeps (central bearded dragon)
Lineage: Eukaryota; Metazoa; Chordata; Lepidosauria; Squamata; Agamidae
Gene: HAPLN1
Product: hyaluronan and proteoglycan link protein 1
Biological process (GO): skeletal system development; central nervous system development; cell adhesion
Cellular component (GO): synapse; perineuronal net
Molecular function (GO): hyaluronic acid binding
Source: RefSeq, a predicted model, not a curated record